AAAAAAGCAUUCCUUUCAAAAUUCCAAGUAAAAGACGUUCUAAUGGGCCUUGAAUUGUGAGAAAAUGGGCCGCGAACUAGGCCCACAUAGCCUUCGCUUCUCUUAUCUCCAUCCUCAUCAAUAUACAUAUAUUUACUAAUAAUAAUAAUAAUAGUAAAUCAACAUAGAAAAGGGGAGAUGGAAGAGGUGAUUCCCAAUUACAAAACCCUGCAAAUCAAUCGGAAAUCGCCCAACUCAAGAGUGUUCCAUCUGCUGAUCAACCGCCCCUCACGCGGCAACGCCCUCUCAGCCGACUUCUUCACGGAGUUCCCCCAUGCUCUCUCCUCCCUCGACCGCAACCCCGAGGUCGCCGUCAUCGUCCUCUCCGGCGCCGGGAAGCACUUCUGCACCGGGAUCGACCUCCACCUCCUCAACUCCACUACUAUGGAUACCGGAUCCGCGGACGAGGGACGCACCCGGGAGAAGCUCCGCCGGCAGAUCAAGUCAAUGCAGCGAGCCGUGACGGCGGUGGAGGAGUGCAGGAAGCCGGUAAUCGCGGCCGUCCACGGGGCGUGCAUCGGCGGAGGCGUGGAUAUAAUUACGGCGUGCGACCUGAGGUAUUGCACGGAGGAGGCGGAGUUCUCGGUGAAGGAGGUGGACCUCGCUAUCACCGCAGAUCUGGGGACGCUCCAGAGGCUCCCCGGCAUCGUUGGGUUCGCGAACGCGAUGGAGCUGGCUCUCACGGCGCGCCACUUCUCCGGUUCGGAGGCCAAGAGCCUGGGAUUGGUCUCGCAAGUUUUCGGCGAUAGAGCAGCCAUGGACAAAGGGGUUGCUCAAGUUGCUGAGGGUAUUGCUGGGAGGUCGCCCCUUGCUAUAAUUGGAACAAAGCGGGUGUUGAUAGAGAGCAGGGACAUGGCGUUGCAGCAAGGCCUGGAUUAUGUUGCUACAUGGAACUCCGCCGUGCUGCUCUCACACGAUUUAAAAGAAGCAAUAUCUGCUCACCUUCACAAAAGGAAACCGUUGUUUGCUAAGCUCUGAGAGGAGACCUCUGCUGUGUAUUAUAUGUACAAUAAACUGGAACAACAUCACAUUCAUUAUCGCCUCUUAGCUUUUCAUUCAUAUAUUACUCAUUUGCCAGAAA
Messenger RNA from Salvia miltiorrhiza (redroot sage), 1120 nucleotides. Its product is annotated as delta(3,5)-Delta(2,4)-dienoyl-CoA isomerase, peroxisomal. Gene Ontology annotation, cellular component: peroxisome. Gene Ontology annotation, molecular function: delta(3,5)-delta(2,4)-dienoyl-CoA isomerase activity. Bases 178 to 1017 code for a protein of 279 amino acids. The record is from RefSeq and is a predicted model, not a curated record. The transcript is spliced from 2 exons. Lineage: Eukaryota; Viridiplantae; Streptophyta; Magnoliopsida; Lamiales; Lamiaceae.